Messenger RNA from Oikopleura dioica, 1710 nucleotides. NCBI's taxonomy places the organism in Eukaryota, Metazoa, Chordata, Appendicularia, Copelata, Oikopleuridae. The record is from the annotation of a GenBank genome assembly.
AUGAACGAAUCUCCGCAACUCAUCGAGAUUCGCUCGACAGAAGCCGGCGACGAAAAUAGGCCUCGGAAGAUUCUCUUUGACUUCAUCGAGCUGACCAUUUAUAGCGAUACUCUGAGCCUCCCACGGGCAAAUCUCUCUGACGAAAAAUGGGCUGACUUCGCAGACAAAACGCCAGUCUUCCAAUACAAUCAGAUGUAUCUCCUCAUCGGCGACGAAAGAAUUCAGGCGUUUCAAAAUCCUUCCAAGACUGGAUCCUUCAUUUUCAAAUCAAGUUCCGGCAAAAUUGUCACUUCGCUAAUGACGCUGGAGUUUCACUCGAAGCAUUUGAAGCUGUCAAAGUUAUCGGUGAAUUGGCUGGAAUGCGAAAUUACUGGCAAACUGAACCCGUCGAUCACUUCCGGAACAAUCGUCAACCCGGCAGGAAGCACGCAUCCAAUCUGCUACCGAUAUUCAGGAGAAGACAGCUUCGACGAAAACUCUUACACAGGAGAGCAUUGGAACGAGGCAAUUCUGCCGGGGUUCUUUAAUCCAGUCGCAGACUCUCAUCCAGACAGAAAGUACAAUUUCGUCGUCGUCAAAAAGAGCAGUGGCGAUUUCUCGAACUUCGCCGAGGUGCAAAACGCCUGCUCCCAGUUUGGGAUGAGCUUGGUUUACCCUUACAACGCCGCGGCGAAUGCAUUCUGGCUGGACAGACUCAAUGAGCAGCAAUCAUCGCUCCCCGGAUUGCGCCUCAUGAUAGGUCUGAUCUACACGCUUUUUUCGACGAGUUCUGGAGCACUUGUUCCUUCGGAAAGCGCGCUUCCAAUCACCGACGACGCAAAUGAUCCGAAUGGCUACGUGAAUUUUGAGGGAUUGAGCUACCAGCAGGCGUUUACUCAAAUGAAGACCAAUGGUAAGCAAUUCAUCAUGGACUCGAGCACGGGGCAGUGGGUCGCUUUUGCUUCAGUUCCGGCUGGAAUGGACGCGACUUUUUGCUUCAAAACAGAAGAAAUCACCACGACUUGUUCCGACUCGUUUUGCGACAAUAUUGAUGUCGGCCAAUACGAGUGCAGCUGCCCAGAUGAUGGGAGUACGCUGGUCACCGAGCUGGGCGUGGACAAGUGCGUCGAUCCUACUCCACCUUGCGAUGUCGAUGAUCCGUGUGUUCCCCCAGCUGUUUGUAGAAACGUCUUUGACUCCUCUUUUUGCGAGUGCCCUGGCGAGGGUGUGACUGAGUUCCUUUCUUCUGACGGGAUUUCUUGCGAAAGCAUUGACCCAUGCUCGUCCGGCCUGCAUCUUUGCGAGCAUCCGAGUUUGCAGUGCGUGCCGACUGAUAUUGAUGGAGAAUACACUUGCGAGAACACUUUCGAAUGUCCCUGCGACAUGGACUGCUUAAAGCCCCAAUGCCUCGAUCUAGCUGACUGUUCUGGACUCGGCUCUGUAACUUGGUGUCCCGAAAUCGACUGCACUGAAAUUGGAACUUACAAGGGACAGUACAGAUGUCCAGUUGGAAAGGGCGGUCUUUGCGCCAAACCAGAUGACUGCGAAUUCGAUUGUUCUACAAUCGGGCCUGGAUGGAAGUGCCUCAAGGAAAAGUGCCAAGCAUAUGGAGACUGCUCUUUCGAGUGUCUUAGAAUCGAGGACAAGGGUUGCCAAGAAGGCAGAGAUUGCAAAAAUAUUCAGGAUUGCUGUCCUGUUUGUGGAAAACAUUCAGGAAUGGAUAAAUAUUAA